Alnus glutinosa is the source of this 1023-nucleotide messenger RNA. RefSeq names its product photosystem II D1 precursor processing protein PSB27-H2, chloroplastic. Lineage: Eukaryota; Viridiplantae; Streptophyta; Magnoliopsida; Fagales; Betulaceae. The record is from RefSeq and is a predicted model, not a curated record. Gene Ontology annotation, cellular component: photosystem II; chloroplast thylakoid lumen. Bases 231 to 863 code for a protein of 210 amino acids. The transcript has 3 exons. Gene Ontology annotation, biological process: photosystem II repair; photosystem II assembly.
UUUGCAUACGUUUGUUUCUCUAUACUUGUCUUUUCGUAAUUCACAUCUCUUAAUACAUUUCUGUUAGCUAAAUUGGGUGCUGAUUUCUGUUGCGCCAUAUGUACAUCUCAAUAUUCAAUUGAAAAAUCUAUUGCAUGGUGAAGUUGAAAUUGAUGAGAGCAUGGGGUGGGUGGCAUGAUUGAAGCCAUUUGCUGCUACACCCAACUUCGGUUGAUUUUUGAUGAACAAAGAUGGAAGCUUUUCUUGCUGCAAAGACUUGCCCCACUAUAAUCUCCAAGAGAAUGGAGAAUAUCUUGAAACCUGACAAUGAGUAUAAACUGCAAUCAAGGAGUCAUGUUGUGCUAUCCUCUCAAGAAGCUCCGUCGAGUCGCCGACAUAUCAUAGUGUGUACUGGUGCUUUAUUGGUUACCACACUGACCUUCAACUACGGCUUAACACCGUCGGUUGUUUGGGCGGAAGAAAAGUCGAACGGCCGAGAGGAAGAGGAUGCAGGAAUUGUUGGGGCUGUCAAAUCAUUAUUUGAUCCUAACGAGAAGACCAAGGCCGGUAAAGUGUUGCCAAAGGCUUACUUGAAUUCAGCGAGAGAGGUUGUGAAGACACUGCGGGAAUCCUUGAAGGAGGACCCCAAGGAUAUUGCUAAGUUUAGACGCACUGCAGAUGCAGCAAAGGAGUCCAUUCGAGGGUACUUGAGCAGUUGGAGGGGACAACAGACUGUGGUUCAAGAGGAAUCAUAUGUUGUGUUAGAGAAAGCUAUUAGAUCAUUGGCCAGCUUCUACUCGAAGGCAGGCCCAUCUGCCCCACUUCCAGAAGAGGUUAAGUCAGAGAUAUUAAAUGACCUGAACACAGCUGAAGGGUUUUUGUAACACUGCAUUUUGCUGCAAGAUGUAUAUCUACCAAAUCAAGUUCAUCUGGCCAAGUCUUGGAUUGGAUCCAGACUGUUAUCUUUUAUGUAUUUAUCCCAUUGUUCAAAUAAAGUAAUGCCCCUCUUCAAAAAAUAAAUAAAGCUAUGCUUAUUUGAUACUA